AACUGUUAUAUCAUGUUAUGACCCAAAGUUAUGGAGCAGCAACACUAAUGCCCUUUUUCUUAGAUGUAAUAAUAUUUUGGUAUUUUGCAUUUCUCAAGUUUUCUUGACUCCCUGACAAACCAAUAACAGACAACAAGAAAUACCCACUUGACUCUGCUAGGUCUAAUGUGUCUUUGAGUAUGGUGAGAAAACAGACAAGCAUAUAUAGCCAUUUCUUUGUCAGAUUGUCUCUUGCCCUUUCUCUCCCUUCUUCUUUGUUUUGAAAAAAUUCAUAUGCUAUUCACAUUAUCUUCUUAUAUUUUUAAGUUUCCUUUAUAUUGGUGGAGGGUAAAACUUCUUUGCCAAAACUGGUGAACAUUAUCAUCUGUUGCAUACAAUGUUGUUGUUGUUUAAGUUGUUGUGUUUGAUUUUAUUGUCUGGAAGUGCAACUUCUUGGUUUACAUCAAAUGGGUCUAAUUCUAAUAGGUUUGUGGUGAAUGAGGAAGCAUACUUGCAAUGGCUAAAAGCAAAACAAAUGGGCUCUUUCAAGCAUGCUCUCUUUCAGAAAGCUAAGAACAAGUUCAAGCCUUGUUUAACAAUAAAAGUUAACAAAAAAUCAAAGUCAGGAGACUUUGUUACACUAAAGAAGGCUCUCAAUUCUAUACCAGUUAUCAAUAACUGCAGGGUGAUUAUCUCUAUUGGUGCAGGGACUUACAGGGAGAAGAUUGAGAUUCCUGGAAGCAUGAGUUACAUUACGUUGGAGGGUGCUGGUGCUGGCAAGACCACCAUUGAGUGGGAUGACACAGCAGACAAACAGGGGCAGGGAGGACACCUCUUGGGUACCUAUGGCUCUGCAACAUUUGCUAUCAAUUCUCCUUAUUUCAUUGCCAAGAACAUCACCUUCAAGAACAAGGCACCAUCUCCGCCCUCGGGAGCUCUCGGAAAGCAAGCAGUCGCACUCCGAAUAUCCGCAGAUACUGCAGCAUUUAUAGGCUGCAAAUUCAUCGGAGCACAGGAUACCCUUUAUGAUCACAUUGGCAGACAUUUCUUCAAGGAAUGCUAUAUUGAAGGUUCUGUUGACUUCAUAUUCGGAAACGGGCUCUCCCUGUAUGAUGAUUGCCAUUUGCAUGCCAUUACAAAUAGCUUUGGAGCACUAACAGCGCAGAAAAGGGAAAGCAUGCUUGAGGAAACAGGCUUCUCCUUUGUCAAUUGCAAGGUGACAGGGUCAGGUGCCCUCUACUUGGGCAGAGCAUGGGGCAGUUUCUCUAGGGUUGUCUUUGCUUACACUUAUAUGGACAAGAUCAUUACUCCUACAGGAUGGUAUGACUGGGGAGAUAAAAAUAGGGAAAUGACUGUCUUCUACGGACAGUACAAAUGUUCAGGGCCAGGGGCUCAGUUUGGAGGAAGAGUGUCAUGGUCUAGGGAGCUUACUGAGCAAGAGGCCAAACCAUUUGUUUCAAUUGAUUUCAUUGAUGGCCAAGACUGGCUUCUUCACUCAUGAUUUAUCCAAUUGUACUAAGAAAAGUGCAUGAUAUCAGAAAAAGCAGUAUCUAUCUUGAUUAGAGAUACCCAAGAAACUCGUUACUUUUAACUUGGAAGCGUUACAAAUUUUGGUUUAUAAACAAAUUGCACAAUUAGACCAGGAAGCACUAAAGAGAAAGCAAGUACUUCCAGCUUGAACCGACCAGAGUUGCAGAGUGCAGAGCCUUGUAUAAGUUACUUAACAGUUACAGAAGGUAGAUGCUAAUUACAUGUACAAACCAACCUUAUACGCAGUAUUAAGUUAUUUACAAUUUGAACAUUGCUUCUCUGCGUGACAAUGCUGUGAGCAACUCGUGAUGCUUUCCACUAAAUACUGUACAAUAUCCACCCACUCAAAGCAAGUGGCAGCAUCCAAGC
Messenger RNA from Ricinus communis (castor bean), 1878 nucleotides. Its product is annotated as probable pectinesterase 53. NCBI's taxonomy places the organism in Eukaryota, Viridiplantae, Streptophyta, Magnoliopsida, Malpighiales, Euphorbiaceae. The coding region runs from base 377 to 1480 and encodes 367 amino acids. Gene Ontology annotation, molecular function: pectinesterase activity. The record is from RefSeq and is a predicted model, not a curated record. Gene Ontology annotation, biological process: cell wall modification. The transcript has 4 exons.